GCUGUCCGGGUGGGCCGAACUCGGCUUCGGCUUUUGGAACUGAUUUUCCGCGCUUUUUCCUUAAGAAAAUCCUCCUCUUUUGUUGGUUUAUGGGCGCAAAUACAGGCAGCAAUAGUAGCUGACCACUGGAAAGCAAUCCAGAGUCGUGUUGCAAGUGAUUUUCCGUUCGAAAGAGGUCCCGGAAAAGCAUGACCGGGUAGUGCGAUUGGCGCCACAGCUUCAAAAUGAAAAUUUUCCAGCCAAGUUGGGUGCAUCAUGAUGAGAAAUCCAUCUUUUCCAUCGAUAUCCAUCCGUGCGGCGAACGGUUUGCGACCGGUGGUCAAGGAUGCGAUUCAGGUCGGGUCGUUAUCUGGAACAUGGCCCCGGUGGUAAGCGAAGAAGCGGAAGCCAACAAGAGCAUCCCGCGCAUCCUCUGCCAGAUGGACAACCAUCUGGCGUGCGUGAAUUGCGUACGAUGGUCCGGGAACGGGCUUAUGUUGGCUUCCGGUGGUGACGAUAAGCUCGUGAUGAUCUGGAAGAAAACGGCCGGCGGCGGUGGUGGCUUCGGUGCGUUCGGUGGCAAAUCGGUGGAACACUGGCGCUGCAUCUCGACCCUCCGUGGUCAUGCAGGCGAUGUGCUGGAUUUGGCCUGGUCACCGCAGGACCGAUGGAUCGCUAGCUGCAGCGUUGACAACACGAUCAUCAUCUGGGAUGCACAGCACUUCCCGAAGAUCGUCCAUGUGCUGAAGGGACACACGGGACUGGUGAAGGGUGUUACGUGGGACCCGGUCGGGAAGUUUGUGGCCUCACAAAGCGACGAUCGAUCGCUGAAGGUGUGGAAGACGACCGACUGGAGCUGCUUCAAAACAAUCACCGAACCGUUCGAGGAAUGUGGAGGCACAACGCACAUCCUGCGGUUAUCGUGGUCACCCGACGGACAGUACCUUGUAUCAGCGCACGCCAUGAACGGUGGUGGUCCGACGGCACAAAUCAUCGAGCGUGAUGGCUGGAAGUGCGAUAAAGACUUUGUUGGCCACCGUAAAGCGGUCACGUGUGUUCGAUUCCACAAUUCUAUCCUCAAAAGGAUGGCCCCGAAAACGAACAAACUGCAGCAGUACUGUUGCCUGGCCGUGGGGGCACGAGACAGAAGCCUCUCGAUUUGGUUGACGGCCCUACAGCGACCACUGGUGGUGAUUCACGAUCUGUUUCAGGAUUCUAUUCUUGAUCUCGCCUGGAGCCACGACGGGUACACGCUGUUGGCGUGCAGCGGCGAUGGACACAUCGCUUGCCUUCAGUUUACUGCACAAGAGCUCGGCACACCAUUGUCCGAGGAAGACAAAAACAUCCUGUACCAACGAAUGUACGGCAAGAAUGCAAAUUUCGAUCUAACGGUUCAGGCGGAAAAGGAAAUGAUCGUUGAGAACUCGGAUUUCCUGAAUGUCUCCAAAAGUAAUCCCGUUCCACCGACGCUAAUCCCACAGCAGGGUGCGAGGAAGGAGGAAAUGCCUCGUACAACCAACACGGCCGACAAUAGGGCCGCCGUUCAGUCACCCCACGCUAUGGCCAUUCAGUCUUCCUCUAGUCUAUCGGCGCACGCACCGAUUCUGAAGCAGAUUGAAACGAAAACGGCAGACGGUAAGCGGCGCAUUACGCCCAUGUUCAUACCGCUGAACGACGAUAACGGUGGUGCCAUCGCUGGUGUGGCCAACAGCACACCAGGGAUCGUGUUCGGUAGUAAAUCGAGCGAAAGUCUACCGAGCAACGAUCUAAAGCCACUGAUAAACGAUGAAUCGAGUCAACUAACAGCGACCAGCACGAUGGAAUCGAUCGACAACAAUGCUUGUAAGCUGGAUACUAGACUGAAAAAACUUGCCACCGCUCCACCGCCACAGAAAGCCGAAGCUAUCUCGAAUCAAUCAGAGCAGUCCGUGGUAAGAGCAUCGAUAGCGACACCAAACCAAAGGCUCGUCGAUAGGACACGCCAACCUGCGUCGGCUACCGGCAAAGCUACCGUUAUCCAGGGCAACUCGUUCAAGGCAUUCGGUGAGGUGCGAGUGCAGAUACAGAAUAACUGCGUGAAAACGUCGUACGGUAGCUUGGGCCGCGUAGUUGGCGUCAUGGUGACGCCUCCGCAGCGCACGGAAAAGAAACUGUGGGAAACCGUCGUAGGUUCGCCAAUAGUUUGCUUUGCCGUUGGUGCUAAAUAUGCCGUCGUGUGCAGCCAAGAUUACACCAUCCGAUUGCUGGAUAUCAAGACCGGAACACCCGUGUUUCCUGUGCUCACUCUGACGAGUCCGGCUGUACAGAAUGCAUUUAGUUCCAACUCAAAACUGGUUGCUGUGCUAACCGAGAAUGGUACUUUGCGCAUCUGGAAUGUGCCCGAAAAGGCCGUUUACCUCUCGACCAAUUGUUCCGAUAUUCUCAGUGGAAGCUUUGUAACAGUUUUGCACGUAUCGGAUCAAGGCAUGCCAUUCAUCGUGCUGGCGAACGGAUCUUCAUACUGCUACUGCCGCAAGCUGGACAGCUGGAUGCUAAUCAACUCGCCCGAUCCGAUCAUGCGUCACGGGUUGAUCGGUAACAAGGCGAAUGCGCCGGUGCGAAACAUGAAAGUGUACCCCCUGUCGACGAUACAAUCGUACGGCAGCUUUUCCGGACCCAAGACGAACAGCUUUGCCGAGCUACAUUCAUCAUCUUGGCAAACACCCGCAUCGAUAUCGUUCAUUGAGAACCAAAUCAAGAUCUGCGAGAUGAUCAGUUCGCCCGUCGAGCUAAAGUACUGGUAUUCGAUGUUGGGCUUCCAAUUAGCACUCAACGGUAGCGAAGAGAAGAUUCGGCAAGUGUUGGACGAUCUGCUCGGGGCCUCACCGCACAGCCUCGACACGUCGAUGGGCGACGACGGUGAUCCGGCCGUACUCGGCAUCUCGAAGCACGUGUUCAUGGAGGAUAUUCUAAAUCACUUCAAAACGCAAACAAAGUGGCAACGCAUUUACACCGAAUACCUCGAUCAGCUAAAGUUCUUAAAAGAACGCGACGGACGAGAUAGCGCACGGAUGGAGUGAUGGAUAAUAAAAAAAG
This is a messenger RNA of Anopheles aquasalis, 3054 nucleotides long. It is a transcript of the gene Hira, whose product is annotated as histone cell cycle regulator-like protein. Gene Ontology annotation, molecular function: nucleosome binding; protein binding. The record is from RefSeq and is a predicted model, not a curated record. Gene Ontology annotation, biological process: chromatin remodeling; DNA-templated transcription; regulation of DNA-templated transcription. NCBI's taxonomy places the organism in Eukaryota, Metazoa, Arthropoda, Insecta, Diptera, Culicidae. Gene Ontology annotation, cellular component: chromatin; nucleus; HIR complex.